Messenger RNA from Paramecium sonneborni, 2352 nucleotides. The record is from the annotation of a GenBank genome assembly. Lineage: Eukaryota; Ciliophora; Oligohymenophorea; Peniculida; Parameciidae.
AUGUUAAAAUAAAAUGCCGCAAAUGAAAUACCUUUUAAUGGGGAAUUUGAAGAUAGUGAAGAAGAAUCUGAUGAUGUUUCUGAAGAGGACUCUGAAGAUGAUGACUUUUAAAAUAAAAGAAAGAAGAAAAGAAAAUAGUUAGUUAACAAUAAUAAAAGAUUGAUUAUGAAUGUAUCAGACACAUAAUACGCAGCUGUUAAAUUUGUGGGCAAAAUUUUAAAUAAAUUUAAACUACAAUAUACUCCCUAUUUAGAAACCUAGGUAUGGGAUUUUUGUUGGACUGAUAAUGCAGUCUUACCAGAAACUCUGGCUAGAAUGUAAAGUAAAAUAUAUUUAAUUAAAAAUAGGUCAUUAAAGAAUUAAUCAUUUCCCUGGAAUGUAUUGCAUAGCUAGAAAGAACUAUUUAGGCAAAAAUUUAAAUAAAAUGGCUAAAUAGUUUCCUGAAGAGUUUGAUUUUUAUCCUAAAACAUGGAUGCUUCCUUAUGAUAUUUCAGAUCUGAGACAAAAUAUAGGAAAAAUUAAAUAUUUUAUUGUAAAACCAGAAGCAUCAUGUUAAGGAAAAGGUAUUAGUGACUUAUUUUAUUAAAGGCAUCUUUUUAACUAAAUAAAUAGAAUCAAUUGCAUCUGAACAUUGUGUUGUAUAAAGAUAUUUACAUAAACCAUUAUUAAUAGAUGGUUUAAAAUUUGAUUUUCGUAUGUAUGUAUUAUUAGCAGGUUGUGAUCCAUUAAGGUAUAAUAUGUAUAGUAAUAUCUUAGAAUUUAUCUAUUUAAAGAAGGAUUAGCAAGGUUUGCUACAUAACCUUAUUAAUAACCAAAUUAAAUGAAUUCUGAAGAAAUGUGUAUGCAUUUAACUAAUUAUGCAAUUAAUAAGGAUAAUCCUAAUUUUGUAUUCAAUACAGAUGAUAAAUAAAUGGAUAUAGGACAUAAACGAAGUCUUUCUAGUGUUUUUAAUUUAUUAUCCUAAUAAACAAAUAUUGAUGAAUUAAUGGCAAAAAUAAAAGAUUUAAUUAUUAAAACGUUUUGUUCUGUAUAACCUUUUCUUUAAUCUAAUUAUACUCAACCUGAUAAUUAUGCUAAUAAUAUGUGUUUUGAAAUUUUAGGAUUUGAUAUUUUAAUAGAUCACGCUUAUAAACCAUAUUUAUUAGAAGUUAAUCAUACACCAAGUUUUACUGCUGAUACUCCAUUAGAUGCUUCAAUUAAAAAGAAUCUAAUAAGAGAUACUAUUACACUUAUGAAUAUUAAUUUAAAAGUAAAAAAUGAUCUUUAGCAAUUAUAAAAAGAACAAAUGUAAAAAAGAGUAUUUGGUAAAAAACCUAAAAUUUCAAAUGAAGAAAAAAAAUCAUUUAAAUUAUAAGCAUAAUUAGAGAGAGAAUAAUAUGAAUCAUUAAAUUUAGGAAAUUUUGAAAAGAUUUACCCUUCUGAUAAGUCUUAUGAUGAAUAUUUACAACAUGCUUAAAAAAUAUAUGAAGAAUGGACAGGAGCAAGUAAUUUCGCAUAUUAUCUUUGUCUUUAGAUAUCCGUAGAAAUAUUAAAAAAGAAAAUGCUACUGAGAGAGAUAAAUUACCUUUGCAAAGAUAGUUAUAGCACUCCAUUACAAUAUAAGGCACUAUUGAUUCUAACAAUAAACCAUCAUCAGAUCCUUCUAAAUCCUCUGUUAGAAAGAGUUUAUAUAAACAUGUACAUAGUAAAGUAUUUUCAAAUAUAAAUCCAUAAAAAUCAAUGACAGAAUUACCAUAAUAAUAGCCUAUAGAAAUUAAAUUAUUAGAUGGAAACGAUAAUGAAAUUACUUCUGAAGACUAAUAAUAAAAUAAUAGUAGAUAAUAGGAUAAAAUUGAAGGACUAAAAAGACCUCCUUCUUCUUAUGCUAUGAAAUCAAUCAAAUAAAGCUCAGAAAUACAAUUAGUGGACUUAUUUAAUUAUAAAAGAAUUAGUAUUCCUGAUGCUUCUCCUUAACCAAAUGUUUUAUAAUAAUAAUCUUUAUUGACAUUAUAGUAAUAAUAAUCAUAAUUGUAAUAAUAAUCACCAAGUUUUAAAUCAGCAAAUUAAUUUGCAAGACAUUUUUCCAUUAGAAAAACAAAUAAAAGUAAAUUAAAACCAAGCGAAAGUGAUUAAGAAGCAAAAAAAGAUCUGAUUCAAGCAGUUAAUCAAUACUCUUAAUUUUAAUAAUAGUAGCAACAAUUAUCCUUUUUUUAAUCUUAAUAAUAACAUCUUCAAAAUUAAUAAUAAUAAUAGAAUGGUUCAUUUAUUAAACCAAAAGUAUUCAAUUUAAAAUUGUAGCCACCACAUUUUAAAAUAACCUCUCUUCCAAUAUUAAUGCAAUAAUAAAAUUACUAUAAAUUUAGAUAUGAUUGA